Molecule: messenger RNA, 2219 nt
Organism: Nerophis lumbriciformis (worm pipefish)
Lineage: Eukaryota; Metazoa; Chordata; Actinopteri; Syngnathiformes; Syngnathidae
Gene: arhgap28
Product: Rho GTPase activating protein 28
Biological process (GO): regulation of actin filament polymerization; signal transduction; negative regulation of stress fiber assembly
Cellular component (GO): cytoplasm
Molecular function (GO): GTPase activator activity
Source: RefSeq, a predicted model, not a curated record
CUAUAUUUGUUUUAAACUUGCUAGACCUAAUGAAUACACUCAAAGCAAACUAAAAAAAAUAAAAUGUUAAAGGUCAUUUUGGAGAAUGUAAAACCAAUAACCGUAUAUUACAACACAAACCAUCAGGUUUUUCUCAUAAAUCCAGUUGUUGGUCCAAAUAUGGGAAUAAGAAUAUUCCAUCAGUGUGGUCCAAGCUCCUCCCUCUUCCCUCCUUCCAUCUUUUGCUCCCUUCCUUCUCCACUUGGACCAUCAGGAGCCAAACCAGCCGGAGGAUGUUGUCAUCUCUCUCCUCCUGCUCUGGCCCGCCUCCACCUGACCAGACAGCGACCUCUGACUCCCGGCACAUCACCAUGGAAACGUACUGGCGAGAGGUCCAAAGCAUUGAAGAGGAACGGGAGGGAGAUGAGGAGGAGGAAGAAGAGAGGAAGAGUAUGGACGGUAGAGGUGGAGUUGGAGGAGGCGUGGCUAACAGAGGCGGGGUUAUCGUCGUUGGUGACGGGCUUGACGUUGGAAGAGGCUCCGCCACCGGCCGAGGCGCUCCUGUCCACGCUGACGCACCAACAGGCCGCCACCGUCAAGGCGAGACUGGACAAUUACAAGCACACCAUGAGGGAAAGGAACAGACCAAUCAGGGACGUGCGAGACGUUUUUGCGUCGGACUCGGAAGCAAGCCCCGCCUCUCCCAGUCAGUGCACGGAGUCGCCGCCGAGUCGCUACCAUACCACCACCAAAACUAUUCGCCGCAACACAACAUCAGUGCGACCCAGGCUUCCCAAUUGUUAUCUACCUGACGACACGCUAUUCCCCGCUAACACGCCGCCCUCUUUCACGCACACUUCAUCGCCUGCCCCCGGCCAGGAGAGGCAUGCUGAUUGGCUGGUGCGUGACUGUCCCUACUCUGAAGGUGUGGCUGAGCAUAAAAGGGGCAUGGCGCAUUGUUGGGAUUGCCUGCGUUUCCAGGGAGAGGACAGCAAAGACACGCCAUUUGUCUGUCCACCUCAAGGGGUCACUCUGGCAGACGACCUGUCCUCAGGUGACUUGAAGCGACUGGGCUUCAUCUGCCACAUCGAGCUCUCCACCUUCCUGCAGGCUUUGGGCGUGCAAACCAAACGCACCCGGCCGACACGCUCCAGGGGCUGGGACGGCGCCGUCUUUGGCGUUGCUCUCAACACGCUGUUGGAAAACGACAGGAGGAAGUUGCCGGGGGUCAAAGUUCCAGUUGUCUUUCAGAAGUUGUUGAGUGUUUUAGAGCAGAGUGGCUUGCAGACAGAAGGUAUACUCCGGGUGCCAGGAUCAGCUGCUCGACUCAAGUACCUGCGCAGAGAGCUAGACAGGUGUCCAGAGGGGUUCGACUGGUCCAAAGUGAGGCAGGUAGACGCUGCUGGUCUGCUCAAGCUUUUUAUCCGAGAGCUGCCGACUCCUCUGCUGACACACACACACCUGCCGACCUACCAGGCUGUACUGGGUGUGUCAUCAGCGGUUCACCAGGUUCAGGCGCUGCAGAUGUUGUCGUUGUUGCUUCCUGAGUCGCACAAAGAAACUCUGAGAGCUCUGCUGGUGUUCCUCAGUAAGGUUGUCUCCCAUCAGGAGCAGAACAGGAUGUCUCUCUGGAAUGUCUCCAUGGUCAUGGCGCCCAAUCUUUUUGCCCGCCAUCACCGUGGUAACAAGCGCUCCUUGGCCAAGCAGCAGGAGGAUAUGGAGGAGGCGGUGGGCGGAGCCGACCUGGUACGUCUGAUGGUGGUGAACCAGGACGUCUUGUGGACGGUGCCCAACUUCCUGUUGGCGCAGCUGAGACAAAUGAAUAAAGCGUCCAAUCACAAACUUGGGCUGCCACGUCCUGGACGUCUGCUCAGGAGCAGAAACGACAAAAACAAGAAGCAGGUCACAGAGCUGUGUGACGGCGUCAUCAAGGUUCACGCCCCUCUCCACACUAAAGUUUCCAUGGCGAUACAACUUGACAGACAGAUGAGAGCCAGAGAUGUCACAGCUCACUUUAAGUGUGACAACAGUGGCGUCCAGCGCCUCUACGAAGUUGGAGGAAACAUCGGCGAGCGUCGUCUUCACCCGGAUUGUCUCCUUUUGGACGUUUACCACGUCAACCCUCGCUGCGAUUGGCUGAUCAAGCACUGACACGCCCACUUUUGAUCCUCUCAUGAUGUUGUGUUGGUUCUUGCUGCUAAAAAGUGUCGUUUUCUACACUAUGAAUCCAAUCCAAUAAC